Molecule: messenger RNA, 1035 nt
Organism: Trematosphaeria pertusa
Lineage: Eukaryota; Fungi; Ascomycota; Dothideomycetes; Pleosporales; Trematosphaeriaceae
Product: Aldo/keto reductase
Exons: 4
Coding region: 1-1035 (344 amino acids)
Source: RefSeq, a predicted model, not a curated record
AUGACAGAGAAGAAGAUGGAAUACGUCAACCUGGGCAAGUCCGGCCUCAAGGUCUCGAAAGUCAUUCUGGGCGCUAUGAGCUAUGGAAGCGACAAGUGGCAGCCAUGGGUGCUGAAUGAGGGGGACAGCUUGCCGCUGCUCGAGUACGCCUACAAGUGUGGCAUCAACACUUGGGAUACUGCGGACAUGUAUUCCCACGGCAUCUCCGAACGCAUUAUCGGCAAAGCCCUCAAACAAUACAACAUCCCGCGCAGCAAAGUCGUCAUCCUCUCGAAAUGUCACUUUGGCGUCAACGAAGACAAUCCCUCGCUCAGCGUAGCGGCAGUCUCGACCAAUGAUGCCGAGAUGGUGAACCAGGUCGGGUUGAGCAGGAAGCAUAUCUUUGACGCGGUGGAAAAGAGCGUCGAAAGGCUAGGCACGUAUAUUGACGUGCUGCAGAUCCAUCGGCUGGAUAGAGGGACGCCCAGGGAGGAGAUCAUGAAGGCGCUGAACGACGUGGUUGAGAAGGGGUGGGUGAGGUAUAUCGGGGCUUCUUCCAUGGCGGCUUGGGAGUUCCAAGCCCUGCAAAAUAUCGCCGACCGAAAUGGAUGGCACAAGUUCAUCUCCAUGCAGAACUAUUAUAAUCUCAUCUACCGCGAGGAAGAACGCGAGAUGAUCCCAUACUGCCAGGACACAGGCGUCGGCCUCAUCCCCUGGUCUCCCAUCGCCCGCGGCGCCCUCACCCGCCCAUGGUCCGAUCGCUCCACCAAACGCGCGACUACUGACCGCUUCCUCGAUAUGCUCGUGCACAGCCGCGAGGACAAGACGGACCAGGAGAUCAUUAAGCGGAUCGAAGAGGUGGCGAAGAAGCACAAUGUGAGCAUGGCGACUAUUGCGACUGCCUGGUGUAUCAAGAAGGGCGUUUGCCCCAUCAUUGGGCUGAGCAGCAAGAAGAGGAUCGAGGAGGCGGUGGAGAAUAUACACUUCAAGUUGAGUGAUGAGGAUGCGAAGUUCCUCGAGGAGGUGUAUUUGCCUAGGGAGAGGCAGGGAUACUAG